GAAAGGGAAUACACAGUGUUGUAGAAAGGGAAGAAGAAGAACUGUAUCAAGAAAUACUAAGUCUGAAUUCACAAAAGGAGGACAAACAUGAUAAACAACUGUUUGCAACCAUGCUGAUAAAUGAGAGGCCAGUCAAAUUUCAACUAUACUGCGGAGCCAGUUGCAACGUUAUACCCAUUCAACUGUUAAACCCUGACACAGUAAUGGAAAAGACUGAACAGAUUCUGGUCAUGUAUAACAAGAGCACCCUAAAACCCAUAGGGAAGUGCAGAACAAAAAUAAGAAACCCCAGAAACAGGAAACUCUAUCGUCUGGAGUUCAUGGUAGUGGAUGAAAGCUCAUCAGUGCCCCUGCUAGGAAACAAGGCUGUGCAAGCAAUGGACCUGGUAAGAAUACAGCAUGAAAACAUUAUGGCAAUUGAUGAUAUUGUUACCACAGAGAGAUGCAGUGAAAAGCUAACGUGGGACAAGGGAGACAUACAACGAGAGUAUGCUGAUGUAUUUGAGGGAGAUGGAUGCCUGGAAGGGACAUACAACCUCGAGGUGGAUCCAGAAGUCAAACCAGUGAGGCUUCCAAAGCGGAGAGUACCGGUGGCCAUAAUGAAACAUCUAAAAGAUGAACUAGGAAGCCUGGAAGAGAGAGGCAUCAUAGCUCAGGUGGAAAAGAGCACGGAUUGGAUUAGCAGCAUGGUGGUGGUGAAAAAACCAAGUGGAAAACUAAGAAUUUGUAUUGACCCAAGACCACUUAAUAAAGCACUUAAGCGUCAACAUUUUCCCCUGCCUACCAUAGAUGAUGUUCUCCCGGAUCUGACUAAGGCGAGAGUUUUCACAGUGUGUGAUGUAAAGGAUGGAUUCUGGCAUGUAAGGCUUUCAGAAGAGUCAAGUUAUCUUACAACUUUCGCUACUCCGUUUGGCAGGUAUAGAUGGAUCAAAAUGCCAAUGGGGAUCAGCCCAGCUCCAGAAGUUUUCCAGCCCAGGUUGACUCAGGCGUUGGAGGGGCUGCCAGGAAUCCGGAUAAUAGCAGAUGACAUCCUCAUUUGUGGGGAAGGAGAUAACGAUGAAACGGCUGAGAAGGAUCAUGACGAAAAACUAAGACAACUACUGGAGCGAUGCAGAAAGAGAAACAUCAAACUAAACUUCAACAAACUCAAGCUGAAACAGAAAGAGGUGCCAUACAUCGGACACAGACUGACUUCAGAAGGUCUAAAGAUUGAUCCAGAGAAGGUGAGAGCCAUAGUGGAGAUGCCCAGACCAGCAGAUGUGAAGGGGCUGCAGAGAUUAUUAGGUCGAUUAAUGUACCUUGCUGACACCCUCAGUAGAGCGUACUUACCAGAGUGUGCUUCAGAAGGAUCUGUAGAGACAGAAAUUGAGACGAUUAACAUGCUGCAGUACCUGCCCAUUUCAGAAGGAAGUUUACAAAAGAUACAGACAGAAACUGCAAAGGAUGAGACGUUUCAGAUGUUACGGCAAGUGAUAGUCCAAGGAUGGCCAGAAGAGAAAACACAGCUGAAAGAGGAGGUGAGACCAUUUUUUUCAGUAAGAGAAGAGCUGAGUGUGCAACAUGGUGUGAUUUUCAGAGGUGAGAGAGCUGUAAUACCAACGAAGCUAAGAACAGAAAUCAUGGAGAGAAUUCAUGCUGCACAUUUAGGCAUAGAAAGUUGUUUACGCAGAGCAAGAGACUGCGUAUACUGGCCUGGGAUGAGUGCCGCCAUAAGAGCAUACAUAGGAAACUGUGCUGUCUGCAGAGCAGUAGAUGUACGGCAGCAGAAAGAAACAUUGUGCCCACAUGUUAUUCCUAUGAGACCAUGGUCAAAAGUGGGAACAGAUUUGUUUUCAUUUAACAACAGAGCAUAUCUCAUCACAGUGGAUUACUUUUCCAACUUUUGGGAAGUGGACUGUCUCACAGACACCAGAUCAAGUACAGUGAUACACAAGUUAAAGGCCCAUUUUGCACGACACGGGAUCCCAGACACUGUGAUAUCUGACAACGGACCACAGUACAGCUCACAAGAGUUCAAACAGUUCAGCACAGUUUGGGAAUUUAAGCAUAUAACAUCAUCUCCAGCAUAUCCGCAAAGCAACGGCAAAGCGGAGUCUGCUGUAAAGACGGCAAAACAGCUGAUGGAGAAAGCGAAGAGAGCAAAGACUGAUCCAUAUCUAGCUAUACUAGAGCACAGAAACACACCAUCGCAGGGUUUCCAUGCCAGUCCGGCACAAAGACUCAUGAGCAGAAGGACUAAAACACUACUGCCGACACAUGACGGCCUCCUGCAGCCAGGUGUUGUAAACACAGAACAUGCAGUAAAAGCCAACCAACGCAAACAAGCAUUCUACUACAACAGAGGAGCAAAAGAUCUCAGACCUCUCAGGCAAGGAGAACACGUAAGGGUUCAGCUGGACGCGAAAAACAGAUCAGACUGGACACCAGCAACCGUGUUAAGAGUUGCCAAUAACAGAUCAUACACGGUCAAGAUGGAAAAUGGGACUGUAGUAAGGAGAAAUCGGAAACAUCUCAGGACUGUGUUUGGAGGACCUCAGAGUGCAGACACCCAAAACAUGAGUGUCAAAACUGAACAGUCAAAUAAGAAGAUCAAUCUGGAUGAGGGACAUUCACGGACAGUAACACACACUCACACACAACAUUCAGAUAACAGUAACGAUGUUGUGACAACCAGAGCUGGCAGAAUAGUCAAGAGACCAAAACACUUGAAAGAUUUUGUUUAAAUCUGUUUAAUUGUUACCACGAGACAGAAGAGCUGUUUUGACUAUAUGGUGUUAUAUUGUUGUUCUUGGUUACAAGUUAUUUCAUAAAGUGACCAUGUUUCAUGCCAUAUAUGAAAAAAAAAAAAAAAAAAAAAAAGGAAGGAUGUUACAAUAUGUUAUAUAUGGUCAUAAGGAAGUGACAGACUAUGUAUUGUUGAACCCUGACUCCUGUGUAUGUGACGUCAUUUGAGAUGCGCAAGCACGUGAAGUAAAGAGAAGCACUGAGAA
Molecule: messenger RNA, 2990 nt
Organism: Pimephales promelas (fathead minnow)
Lineage: Eukaryota; Metazoa; Chordata; Actinopteri; Cypriniformes; Leuciscidae
Source: RefSeq, a predicted model, not a curated record